Messenger RNA from Soboliphyme baturini, 525 nucleotides. Lineage: Eukaryota; Metazoa; Nematoda; Enoplea; Dioctophymatida; Soboliphymatidae. The record is from the annotation of a GenBank genome assembly.
UUGAGUCUUUCGCAUGCCAUUUGGAGGCCGUCGUUGAAGUGGUUCGCUGACAUCUUGAUAAACGUAGUCCAUUGGUCGUCACGUGGUGAUCCUCCUCGUUCGCAUCGCGAUGACUCUUACAUGUUGAGUGAAUUUCCUUUGGCGCCUCAGCCUAGAAAGGUGUCUUCGUCAUUUUCACGUGUGCAGGUAGCAUUGAGACGGUGCUCGCGCCUUGCAUAUCGAAUGUCGUCCACCCAGCUUGUGCCUGGCACCCGACGUCGCGUGAUGACUCAAGUCACCGGCCGUCGUCAUACCUGUGACCUGUUUUCAGGUCACACGCACGCAUCACCACCUGCUGGAGAGGUGCAUUUCGUGCUGCGGCAUCGUGAAAUGCAUCGAUGCGAUUUGCAGGCCCUUGUCACGGCGCUGUUUUUCAGUUCUACUGGCGUUGUGUUGUUGCGAUUCGACGAGCGACAAAGUCAGUCAUUGACCAUAGCGAUGAAUGCGCCGCAGCUGCUGAAAAAUCCAGAAAGUGCCGCUGCGUGA